UCUUCCUACCUACCAUGAGAUGAGGCGAGUGGUUGGCCCUCGGUUCCUCUUCAUGCAAGACGAUGCUGGCCUCAUGUGGCUGCAGUGUAAGUAAGAGAAGCAACUGAUGCCAUGGACUGAAUUGUCCGCAACGUUGCACCACAGAAUUGCAGGAGUGGCCCUGAUCAGGAGCAUGGACCAGGCGUUGUCGGGAGGUCAUACACUGCUCACACUACUGAGCCACGGCGUGUUUUUCCACUUCAGUUUUGAGUGUGACUCCGCGUCCAGACCUUCAUGGAUGAAUGCGUUUGAUCUCCAUUGAUGACUUUUGUGUUUCAUUGAGUAACAUUCAGUAAGUAACAAGGUGGUUCUGUUUCUCUGUUUCACGUCAUACUGCAUCUUUAUUUCAUGAUGCCUUUCUCGCCAUGGGACUUGUGAGCGGAGGCUUUGACAGUCAUUUAACACACACACACACACACACAAACAAAAUGUCUGUAUAACAUAAAAACAAUUAUUUGACCACUAUGAUUCUGAAAGGAUUGCUCUCAACCUCCAGCAGAGGGCGCUCAAGCAGGUGGGCUGUAGCUGUAGAACGACGUCAACGGUGGCGCUCGACACACCUGUGAUUCAGCAGCGCUUUCCAAAUCCGGCUCCAUCUGACUGUUGACUCCUCCAAGUCCGCAGUGAAUUGGCAGCCUGUGACCAGGGCUGCUCUCAACCCGCAGCUCGCCAGGCUGGGUCUGACUGUGGGUUUGUGAUCGUGCUGGAUCCCUGCCGCAGUGAAGGAUGCGUGGACGACUUCUGCUCCUGUGGAUCGCCGUCACAGCAGUGUCCCGGACGAACUGCCAGGUCUCGGCGCCGGCCUCCGUGACGGGGUACGCAGGAGAGCCGCUGGUGCUUGGGUGCAACAUCACCCUGGCAGCGGGGGACGCCGUGCAGCAGGUCCGCUGGCUCACCAAAACAAGCCAGCUGCUCCUGGCUUACCAGCUGGGGCCCCAAGUUCAGAUCAGCCAUCAGAGCCCUGACGUCCAACUCACCUGGUCGGGCCACAACGCCAGUGCCAUCACCAUCCGGGGGGUGCAGCUGGCUGACGAGGGCUGCUACCUCUGCGUCUUUGACGUGUUUCCGUCGGGCUCACAGGAGGGCAGAACAUGUGUCAGCGUGACUGGUAAGGUGAGCGCUGAGGGCAGCAAGAUAUCUGUCGAGGGGAAACCCCAGAGCCUCUCCUGCCGGCACAGUCUCCCUGAGCGGGUGGUCCAGGUCCUGUGGAGGAAAGCGCCCCAGCAGGGCUCCGUCACCACUGUGGCCUCCUACUCCAAAGACGGCUACAAAGUGGAGGACGGCUUUGUGGGCCGCUUCGAUGUGAGUCGGUCCCUCGGGGUCAGCCGACUGACUGUCCAGUCGGUCAGGAGGGAGGACGAAGCCUGCUACAUCUGCGAGUUCCACAGCUUCCCUGAUGGAACCAAGCAAGGCUCCGUCUGCCUCUCAGUGUACGUCCUACCCAGACCAGAGGUGACCACUACAACCUUGUCCCCGGGAGUCACUGAAGCCAACUGCUCGGCACGCUCCUGGCCUGAGGCAAAGAUUACGUGGGACCUGAGAGGACAGAACAAGACCCUCGGCCCACCCAGACUCUCCGUGGUUGAUGGGGGUAAUGGCACCAAAGUGGUGACCAGCACCUUGGUUCUGAAGUCGGAGAUUCUCGGCGAGGUGUGGUGUGUUGUGCAGCACCCGGGUCUUGAUGACGACCUGUCAGUGCCGCUCCUCCAGCCAGGUAAGGACACCACGUUGCCUCAAAUGGAGCCAACAAUCAUUAGUCUUGUUCCAUCCUGGGUGACAGAGUUCAGAAAGCCAAAUCUGUUUUGGAUUUCUGACCAGCAUAAAAGUGCAGUGUGUAAACCGCAGCGCGAAAACAGCCACAUUUUAGCCAUGUUGUAUUCUGGCAAACAUCCGUCUCGCGGUGAUGAUGUCGCACUACUGACUCAGUUGACCGCCGUGACUCCUAAAGACAUAAUUAUAGUGUGGCACACAUCACAUCCCGAACAUCAGAGACCAUAACUAUAGUAAUCAUGUCUGCGAUGUAAUCCCUGAUCUCAGUUCAGUCUCCAGAGCAAUUUUACCCUCCUCAGGGCAGAUCAGUGUUUCUCUCGCUUUGGAGCAGCACCACAAAUAGAAAAACAACUUGCAAGUGAAUAAUGUUCCUUAAAUGUUCUGCAGUUCUCAUUCCAUCAUGUCAUACACUGAUGUUUAUUUAUGUGUAACUUCAUCUGGGGAUAAAUAAUUUCUGAGUAGGGACCAACCAAAAUGAAAACCACAUUGUUCCUUGGAAGAAAACAUGCAUUCUAAAGUACCAGAAGAGUCGAAUAAUUUUACACUUCUUACAAACUGCAGUUUGUAACACUUUCAAAUACCCCAAAACUUCAACUCUACUGCUACGGAAGAGGAUUAGUGCCAGUGAAGAAAAUAAUAGUGGCAGAAUUCUGAUUUUAAAGUUAGAAUUCUUUGUCAUUUUAAAUUCAGAAUUCUCAUUUUCAUCACACGUUGCGCAGAAGAGUUGCCAUAACAACGGUUGAGACCGGCUGUGUUUUAUAAUUCAGAUAAAUUAAGAGGAAACGGAACGUAAACAUGAUUUCAAUGUUGAACCUGUUCGGUCAGUGAUCUGUUGUAGGUACCAAAUCUGUCACCUUACCUAAUGUGUCCUACCUUCCGCGGGAUGACGACAGAUACAAUCGUUUUUUUCAAAUAUUUUAAUGAGCCAGAGAAAAUUGAAGGAUUUGAUGGGACUUUCUACCACAUGUGUAAUACUUAUAUCUGCAAAAUACGACGCUGAUGUCAUCGGGUCGUUGAAGUACCGCGAUAUGUCUGUUCUUCUCCGGGGCAGGUGGAACAACACGUGAUUGGCUGGCAUGUAUGGGUCAUCGCUUUCAUUUGGUUAGCGGAACAAAACCAGAAUCAACUCAUCAGCAGACAGCUUUACAGCUCAGAACAUAUUGUUAUUCAUUUGCCAAGGGAAAGUGUGCCUCCAUGAAGGAGCCUUAACCUUUAGCAUUGAGCAUUGUGCUGCCAGGUUUCUAGAAUGUCUCUGAGAAUGGUGGCGUAGGUUGCCAGCAUUUCCUCAGCCAUUUCCAGAGAGCGUUUCACCUCUGCGGCGCAUUUUUGUAUUUGAAACACAUUCUAUUACAUCGUGCAGGCUGCGCUGCAUGGUGUGUGAUCGCGUCACAUGCCACUAAUAUAUUCAAAGUAAACGUGUCUAUUUCCAUAUUCUCAUGCUGAGCAUCUAUAUGAAUUGGUAAGUUGAAAUUUAAAAAAGGAAUAGUGCCAGUUGGUCAAAGAUAGCUGUAGAUCAAGAAGUUUCCUCGUGCAUAUGUGCUUCUUUGCUGUGUAUUUGUG
Messenger RNA from Synchiropus splendidus (mandarinfish), 3369 nucleotides. RefSeq names its product OX-2 membrane glycoprotein-like. The transcript has 6 exons. Bases 766 to 2037 code for a protein of 423 amino acids. The record is from RefSeq and is a predicted model, not a curated record. Gene Ontology annotation, molecular function: cell-cell adhesion mediator activity. Lineage: Eukaryota; Metazoa; Chordata; Actinopteri; Syngnathiformes; Callionymidae.